Molecule: messenger RNA, 1128 nt
Organism: Boeremia exigua
Lineage: Eukaryota; Fungi; Ascomycota; Dothideomycetes; Pleosporales; Didymellaceae
Exons: 1
Coding region: 160-921 (253 amino acids)
Source: RefSeq, a predicted model, not a curated record
GUAACGACCACGAUCAGGCUCUCGCUGCUGCACUGUCUCUGUUGUUCUCGAAACCUCCGCGACACAAUGUUGACUUUAGUGCAUUGCCAGCCACGACAAGCAUGAACAGCAUCUCUGCGACUAUAUGGUUUGCAACCUUCGCCGUCGCUACUUUGAUGAAUGCUCAGAUCCCUGGCGGAGGGUUGUUUCCAGAAGACCUGCAGUCCACAUUGUCGUCUGGUGGAGCUGCGUCCUCUGCCAGUGGACCGUCUGCCGAUAAAUCAAGACCGGGUUCGACCUGGUGAAGCUAUGUCCUCGAUCAAGCCUUCCCUGUCACCCAUUCCCACCGAGCGUGUAGCUCAUGUCAACGAUGGUACUAGGGUACAGCCUACCAGACUUGCAAAGACCACAGUGGAAACCUACAGACAGCUGGGGUUGACAAGUGUCCCCACCAAGCGUACCAGGGACAAUACCAACGCCUUUGGGCAGCUGGAUAUGAUGAGUCUCGCCACCAAGCGUAUCAAGAAUGAGACGAGUACAUUCGGGCAGCUGGAGCCGACUGUAUCAGACCUUGGAAUUGAUUGUGAUUCACUCAACGGACAUCUCAAGGCGUCGUUUGGCCUUGCGAGUACUCUCACAUAUCGUCCACUCUUUCUUGUUCCGAAUCAAACAGUUCAGAGCACUGAGUAUACUGAUCGCCUUGUCCAGCGGUACUUUAACCCUGCAACCUUCCAGAGAAAACCCUUCACUUACGACUUCUUCGGUAAUGCCUGGAUGAAGGGACACGACAGCCUGUCAUAUUCACAAGACAACAAGGGUUUUCAUUCUGAAUCACUGCUUCGGUAUCUGGUGGCCAAUUGUCUUCCGCAGGUUCAUGCCGACUGGAUACAGACCCUCUGGUUCCCAACGAGUGGCCAGCGCACUAAGAAUGUUCACCAGUAAGUUCAGCAUCCGAUAUUUGACUUGUGACUGACCUUGUAGUGGCAAGGUUGUGUACUGGCUAUCGCUUAAAGAGAUGGAGUUGUUCAUACGCUACACCGGAUGCGUUGAGUUGAGAUCAUUCGUCCGAUUCUGUACGGAUGGGCAGCACAACAAACAGGAGUUCGAGUGCCUUCUAUGUGACCACAUCGACGGAGAACCAGCACCACU